This is a messenger RNA of Solanum verrucosum, 938 nucleotides long. RefSeq lists its product as uncharacterized. The record is from RefSeq and is a predicted model, not a curated record. The coding region runs from base 97 to 627 and encodes 176 amino acids. The transcript is spliced from 3 exons. Lineage: Eukaryota; Viridiplantae; Streptophyta; Magnoliopsida; Solanales; Solanaceae.
AAACAAAUAUGUUUAGUUGUAAUAAUAUAUCAUUCCAUGUUCAGAAUCUUAUAAUUUUUGUCCCCAAUCGAAGAGUUUGCACAAGAAAUAAAGAAGAUGUCUUUGGUAGAUUAUGCAUCCUCUGACGAAGAAGAAGAGCUUCACGAACAACCCCAAGAAAAUAAACAACUUAGCAAAGCGGAAGAGCCAACCCCUCGACCCCCUUUGGAUCCAUUACCAACCAGAAACGACAAUCGCCAUCUUCCUCAGCCUCAAAACCAGAGGACUAGUUCGUCUUUAAAUAAAGAAGCAUUACACUCGUCAAGUUUAUUGGAGUCCUCCGAACUGAAACUCCCUGAUGCAUCACUUCUAUUAAAUUCACCUACAAUGCCAGGCCAUCUUGGACACAAUACUGACCAUACUUCCCUAGUUGCAGCAGCCAUGGCUGAAAAUGCAACACGGAAACGGGAUAUAAAGGUAUCAGCAUCCACUUAUCCACGCAGUAAGAUUCCUAAAGGAACUUUGCCUCACAUGAAGAAUGUCCCUGAAACAGGAGGUGGUCUUCUGCUCCCACCUCAACUUACCGGAAGGAGCAAUAUUGUUACAGAAGACAUCAGCAAGCUAUUUCGGAAGAAGACCUCGUCUUAGUUGCACACACAGUGGCAGAGGUCUCUGUUGACCUAACUGUAGUUUAAGUGGAUUCUGUAUCAGAUUCUAGUAGAAAUUAACAGAAAUGUUGUGUAAGAUAUUUGGUUAUAUUGAUUCUGGGAUGGCUCUCAGCAGUUCUGGUUGAGGUUGAAGUGAUGGACUACUUUUUGUACAGAAUUUCUGCAACCAUACAUUCUUAUUAGUGUGUUGAUUGGUUCUCAGAAUGUGUAAUUGCUAGGCAUGCAUCAUCUGAGUGAUUGAAGCAUUAUAUUGAAUUGAAUAACCCUGCAUACAGCUGCAUUCAGUCUUGU